GGGUUGAAUCAAAACUUUGAUGAACAGUGUUGUGGCCUUUCCAGUGCAUCUAUACAUUUCUUAAAGACCUUGCAUCUCUUUAGAUGACCGUCUCUUUAAGAAAGAAGGGUGUUGUUGGAUUUUUAUCUCUCACUCCCCCCCCCCCUUCUGUGUUUGUGUGUUUAACUGAGCUAAGCUUCUCUUUAAAAAAAAAAUAGACCCAUGGGAUUCUUUUAUUCUUUCAAAUUAUUUACUUGAUGAGUAUUUCAUAAUAAUAUUUUCAAGGACAAAUGAUGUCCUCUUUAUUAAAGAUUGGUUACAAACCCAUCGUACAAUGACACAGCAAGUCUGACCUGCAAAGGCCUCAGUGGAAAUUUCCAUGUGGGUGUGGUAAAUAAGGUCAGGUGACUUUGGGAUUUCACAAAAUAUUCCCAUUUGUGUUCCAGAUAAAACACACACAUGUGUAUCAAGUUAAAGUAGGUGAUUUGAAAAAUCUCACAUAAUGAAGCUUCUCAGGAGUAAAACACUGAGAGAACUGCACUCUAACAAAUACACGAAUGUUGAUGGUUCAAUUCUUAUAAUUCUCAUUCUAUAAUUCUAUAAUAGAUUGAAUAUAUACCAGCCAGUCUGGUGAUAUGUAAUACAGAGUGCUGCAUCAGCCAAGUCUUACUUCAUACCUAAAGGUGCAUCUCUAACUCAAAGUAAACAAUUCACAUCACCGAGAAUAAUCAAUUCCUGCUUAUACCAUUCAUAUACAGAACAGAGCUAUAUUUAAUCACUGCAGUGGCAUUUUGCACAAGGACAGCAGUGCAUGAUUACAGGUACAUAAUGAAAAUUUCCAUCAAAUAAUUCAGAAAUAACUUUUUAAUAUGAUUCAAAGAAAUAAAAUUUCUAUGAAAUAAACUAGCUGGCCAUAUCAUACUUUUCAUUCAGCAAGCAAUAAUUGUACAUGCAUGUCAACAUGAACCAAAUCUAGGUAUAUUAACAUGUACUAUGUAUCUGCCUGUAGUGUGUACGGCAAGUUUCUGAAUUUGUCAUCAUGUACACUAGCAUGUUUUUCGUUAUCUUUUUCAGUGUGGACUUUGAGCACAGCAUGCAGCCUCAACUCAAAAUAAGACAUUCAUGCAAUGUGACAGGAUGUCAAUUUUCACACCUGAAACGUAAUCAAGUGGCAUGAGUUACAAAGAAACACACAGACAAUGAUCGUCAGGGCAGCAGCCGGGUACCUCUACAAACAAGGAGUCUGGAUUAUGCAAUAUGAUUUAAAAAGAUUCACCAAACUAUCUGCUGGAACAGCCUAAACCAUGUUUGCCUUUGAUGCUAAGUCUCAGUGUAACACUCAGGAAGUUUUUUGUCUUCAAGAUGGAUCUAGAUCCAGACAUUAAUUCUGUUGUAACCUUGAUGGAGUUUGAUGAAUUUCAACCAACAGAAUUUCCUCUCAAUUUUGACAUGCCAGACUUAACAUCAGAAACCAGCUCAGUUGGUAUAGAAGCUGCUGAUGUCAGCAGCCUACUGGAACAAUUUGAGGAAGCAUCAAAUUCUUUAUCUGGCUUUGAUGACAUCAAAGGGAACAUUGAAUCAAAAACAGAAGAACAAAGAGUAGAAACAACAAUGCCAGAAAAAUCAGCCCCAAAAACAGAUAUUUUAAAAAAGAUGAUAAAAGCUUCAAAUAAGCCAAAGUCUGCAAUCCUGUUACCAAUGGGGAUGCCGUCAAAAAGAGGACGAGGGCAAGCUGUUGCGCUUAAACCAACCAGCACCACUCCGAGGCUGCAGCGAAUACUACAGAAAUCCUCGGCUAAAGUGAGUCAAGACACAGUAUUGUCCGUGGAUUCCCCGAGGAAACAGCCAUUGCAUAUUUCCUCAGACAUUCUGGCAGAGGAGAAGAAUAUUGUUAACAAAAAUUACUACAAAGACAUCUUGGACCAUGAUUAUUGUCAAAAUGUUCCUAAACUGGAGAACAAACCACAGACAGGUCCAACUUGUGAUCCAAGGGAUAUUCUAGACUUGGAAGAUGGAGAGAUAAUGGAUGAAUUUGACAUUGUUGAGAAAGAUGGCAAUCAAUCUAUGAAUGUCACAAGGGAAAACCCCCACCUUAAGGAUAAUGCAUCAAGGAAAGAGGAGAAUGCUGCCAGUAAAUCAUGUGUUUCAACUCAAAGGGGAAUGAGAUUUGGUGCCAGAAACUACAGAAAAAGAGAUGAAUGUCCAUUUGUUGAGGAGGAGGAUAAAUACUUUGAUAAAAUACCGUCCUACUACACAGUUCUAUCACUGAAUGGUGUGAAACAGUCCAAAUCUAAAAAGGAAAAUGUGGCUCCAAAAGAAAAUACUUGUGGAGGUAUAAGCAUUCAGGACUACUUUGAGCCGAAUCCCACCCCACAGGGAGACAACUCUGUGUAUAGUCGACUACCAGCUUAUCAUAGCUGUUUCACUAACAGUACUAAGUAUGACACCAGUGAUGUCUCAAUGGAAAGCAAAUCAAGUAGUGGAUAUUCCAGUCGAAGUCGAUCUCCGAAUGUGAGCAGACGAUCAAGUUCAAGGUCAAACAGUUGUUCAAGUGCACCAAGAUCUAGGGAUCUUGACAGGAGAGGAAGGAGGAGGAAAAGAAGUGGUACAUACAGUUCCAUAUCAAGAUCUAGGUCAAGGUCAUAUGGAUCAUCCUACUCAAGAUCAUCUCGUUCAAGAUCUCGGUCAUACUCUCGCUCAAGGUCAUACAGCUCAAGAUCCAGGUCAUCAUCCAUUUCUAGUCGUUCACGAAGUCGGGACAGAAGUCGAAGCUGCAGUAGAGACAGGAGUCGAAGUCUGUCGCAUGAGAGACAUCUUGCAGAACGCCAGAAACGCAGAGAGGAGGAUAGGGCUCAGAAAAUGAGAGAGCGAAGAAUCAUAUAUGUUGGAAAAAUUCCAAAUAACUAUACGAAAAGAAAAUUGCGGAAGAGAUUUGAAUGUUUUGGAGAAAUUGAGGAGGCCAGUGUUCAUUUCAGGGAGUCAGGAGACAACUAUGGAUUUGUGACCUUUGCUUACACAUGUGAUGCGUAUGCUGCUGUAGAAAAGGGAAACCAGGUUCCGGGAGAAGAGCCGUUUGACCUUUGCUUUGGUGGCAGGCGACAGUUUUGUGAAGUGGAAUAUGCAGAUUUAGAUGGAAAUAAUGAAAUAAUUGAAGAAUACUAUCCACUUGUGAAGAAAAAUGAUCAAUUAGAUUUUGACUCUCUUCUUCAACAAGCACGGAAAUUAACAGAGGAGAAAAAGAAGAAGGCAUUAUGAUAAUAAAACACAUUUUCCCCAUCUUAGACAACAAAAAAACCACGUCUUUCAUUAAAAAGGAAAAUUCUCCAACUGGAUAUAUAGAGAAACACUCAGUUGUGUUCAGAGUAAGGUAAGAUUAGUAAACGAAACACCAUGUUUCAAAUGUUUCAAGGACACUUGAAAUAAAAUGAUUUUCAAGAGACAAGGUGCUACUACAAUUGUAACCAGAGUAUGGAAGGGAUGUAGUGUUGUUGUAACAGGUGUUCUCGCAUUUUGUGUAUUGUGGUGACUGUUUGUGAAAAUUCAAAUUUGUGAUCAUGUUCUUAAAGUUGAUCUUGUACAACCAAUUAUUGAAAUUUGCCAAGUUACAAUUUGUUUAUUGAUAAUGCAUAUUUUCAUUGUGUUAUUUCUUUAUAUGUAUGAUAUUGUUCCAAUUUCUAAAACCAUGAAUGUGUGUGAGAAAAUCAAUUUCCUGUAGAUCAUUGGUGUUAUAGCAAAUGGUUAAAAAAAGUUGAGGGUUUGAAGUAAGUGGUCUUGUUAGAGUAGUCAAGAACUGAUUGCAUACAAACUUGUACGUUAUUUCUUUUUGUCUUUUUUAUCUAGGAAAAUAAUUUUGAGUUAGGAAAAACCCAAUGGCAUUAUGGAAAUUUAAAGCUACCUACUUCAGUUUCAUGUACAGUGUGUUGUAUUUUAGGAAAAAAUAUCAUACAAUGAAAAUUUGUGUAAAAUGUUGCUAAACGCUUGUAAUAUCAUUACCUUAAAAGUAAAUAUUAUUCCCAAGAAAACUAAAUAAAAAUAUGGUAAACCAAGGUUUAUGAAUGCAAUUUAAACUCGGGUUUGUGGCCCAGAAAAAAAAGAUAGGGGAAAGUAUACAGCAUGAUUGUGUUGCAGUGACUUUGUUUAAUGAAAAGAUCGAAGUACAUGUAAUUAGUCAAGUUAAAUAUUUAGUUAAACCAUGAUAGUUCCGUUUUGAUGAUGCAGUGGCUAUUUAUUGCGAUGGCAAAAAUCAUUUCCAUAUUUUUCCUUCAUGGUCAACUUAUUUUUUUCUUGACAUUUUCAUGUUUAAUAUGGAUCUUCACUGUAUGUUUAUAAAGAAAUGUGACCCGUUCUGUUUUAAAUCAUAUACGAAAGAAGAGGAAAUAUUACCGAGGUUUUUCCAUGUCGUGAAUUGUAUUCCAAGUUUGACCUGUCCAUGUACAUAAUAGAAUAAGUAGCAUUAAAAUUGUCAUGUGUUGCUGUAGCCAAGAAUUUGCAAUUCAACCAUUUUUGUCUUUAAAAUGAUGGAAGAGGGUAGUCACUAUACAAAAUCAUAUCCUUAAAGAAUUGAUGAGAGAAUUAUCAUUUCUACAGUGUUGUGCACUCUUGGCAUUGUGAUUGCUCGUUCCAAUUUAAUGAAUACAUCAUUUUGUGUGUAUAUAUGUAACUGAUGUGUGUAACUAUUGAAUCAUGACUGAAUAGUUCACUUGGUACCUGUUUUUCUAUUGUACAUUAAUGUUCACAUGUCCUAUUUUUUGACUUGUAAGGUUUGUUUGGUUAAUAGCUUAAAUUAGUAUGUGGUGUAUGUGAUGAAUUGUGAUGUCUAUCCCUUUUGAGAUCAAUAAAACUUUUCCAUUAA
Ostrea edulis (European flat oyster) is the source of this 4831-nucleotide messenger RNA. RefSeq names its product peroxisome proliferator-activated receptor gamma coactivator 1-alpha-like. Gene Ontology annotation, molecular function: transcription factor binding; RNA binding. The coding region runs from base 1297 to 3234 and encodes 645 amino acids. Gene Ontology annotation, biological process: positive regulation of transcription by RNA polymerase II. NCBI's taxonomy places the organism in Eukaryota, Metazoa, Mollusca, Bivalvia, Ostreida, Ostreidae. The transcript has 13 exons. Gene Ontology annotation, cellular component: nucleus. The record is from RefSeq and is a predicted model, not a curated record.